AUGCCACCAAGAGGAUCUUCGAAAGAGGCACCGUCAGCUUCAGAAUCAGAAGCAAAGAAUAGUUCAUCACAUAACAAUAACAAUAAUCCAAAUUCAAGAGCAUCCACAAAAGCUAGAAAUGCAGCAGCACAAGCGGCACAAGCAGAACUCCUGGCAAGACAUAUUCAUUCAAAUGGUCCUAAGGAAAAAACAAUUGCAGAUCCAUUAGAUUUUGAUUCUUUCCCAGAUGAAGCAUUAAGAAAAUAUAGAGAUCAUUAUGGAUUACCUGUUAAAAGUUCAUUAACUACAAAUGGUUAUUUAUUAGCUUCAGAAAUUGGUAAGAAAACAUAUAGUUUUAAAUCAAGAGAUAGAGUAACGAAACCAGAUUUAGCAAAUGCUGUUAAGAAACAUUUUAGUACUCAAACUGUUAAAGAAAGUGAAAUUAUUACAAAUUUUAUAUAUAAGGCUAAUAAUCAAGAUAAAGCUUUUAAACUGAAUUUUAAAAAUUAG
Messenger RNA from Hansenula ciferrii, 489 nucleotides. It is a transcript of the gene SAP30, whose product is annotated as Sap30p. NCBI's taxonomy places the organism in Eukaryota, Fungi, Ascomycota, Saccharomycetes, Phaffomycetales, Wickerhamomycetaceae. The record is from RefSeq and is a predicted model, not a curated record. Gene Ontology annotation, molecular function: transcription coregulator activity; protein binding. Gene Ontology annotation, biological process: regulation of DNA-templated transcription. Gene Ontology annotation, cellular component: histone deacetylase complex. The transcript has a single exon. The coding region runs from base 1 to 489 and encodes 162 amino acids.